Cornus florida is the source of this 2174-nucleotide messenger RNA. RefSeq names its product ninja-family protein mc410-like. The transcript is spliced from 3 exons. Gene Ontology annotation, biological process: negative regulation of DNA-templated transcription; jasmonic acid mediated signaling pathway. NCBI's taxonomy places the organism in Eukaryota, Viridiplantae, Streptophyta, Magnoliopsida, Cornales, Cornaceae. Bases 307 to 1794 code for a protein of 495 amino acids. Gene Ontology annotation, cellular component: nucleus. The record is from RefSeq and is a predicted model, not a curated record.
GAACAACUCCCACCAUCAGGUCCCCACUGUCACUAUUCUGUGCUUUCCUCCGCAUUGUUUCAGAAUCUCUCUCUACAUUCGAUUUUCACCUAGGGUUUGGUGGCCUCCCAAAAUUAAGGAAAGUAAUUGUUCUUACCUCUUUUGUUCUCCAAAAUAUUAUGGAUUUUGUGUCAGGUGUUUUCUUACAAAAUGGUUGCUUAAAUAACGUCGGUGUUUACGUCACCAAUCACGGCGGUAUGCCAUAUGGAGAAGGUAGUUAAAGGAGUCUCUCCAUAAAUCAUAUUGGCAUAAUUUUGUUCCAUCAAAAUGGAGGAUGAGAAUGGGCUUGAGCUUAGUUUGGGUCUAUCUUGUGGUGGAUCAUCUGCCAAAUCAAAAGGCAAAACUGUUAGCUCCACAGAUACUAGGACUGAUGGAGGCGAUGAAGGCAACAAAGUGGUGGAUGAUUUCAAGAGUUUUCUUCACGGUGGCACCCAGAAACAGGACUCUGGUACUGGGUCUCAGAGAAAUGAUCCAGUAAAACCGGAGGACAACUUCGUUCAUAACCUUUCCAAAGCUGUGGUUGAUGUGGAUGGUUAUGCAAGCUUGAAUGGUAGAGGGCUUUGGGUUGCAAACAGUAAGAGAUCUGCUGAAGUUGAAGAAGAGAAUAGGCCAGAGACUGGUAACAAACCUAAAAAUUUGUUUGAUGAGAUAAGCCAUCAAAAAAAGCGUGGCAGAGAAGUUCAUCAUGGUCAGUUACACGACAAGCCUAUAACGUCGCACAUUUCCAUAACCACAGAUGAUGGCUCAGCUGCUGAUAAUGAAGAUGUGGCAGACUCUGAAGUCGAGGGCUCAACCUCAAGACUAAUUUCACACCAUGAUGAUAGCUCCAAAAGACACACUGGGAAUGGUGUCUCAUCUGAGGUCACAAAAGAGGUUCACGUGGUUACUGGUUCAAGCCUUGUUGAAUUACAAGGGCAAAAGAGGUAUAAGGUUUCAUCAGAAAAGGAAUUUAAACUUGGGAACAUGCCCUCUGGUGCUACAUACCCAGCACAAUCUGUAAACAUCAUGAAUUUUCCUUACUCGAUACCUUUGAAGGAUUCUAACUCUGUUGGUGCACCCAACACAUCAGGCUUUCAAUUAUCUGGCAUGACGCAAAUGAUGGCUGCUGCAAAUAGUGAUCGACCAGGGACCCAGCCUGUGAUACCUGGAAACUUACCAUUGAUGUUUAGCUAUUCUCCUGGUCACCAUCCGGCAUUGGAUAAGGAUAAUUCCUGGGGUUUGGUUUCUCAUCCCCAACAAGUUCACCCAUCCUUUUCUGGCAGAAUUCCACCAAACUCAGCUGCCAUGCCAGUGGUUGUGCACAAGUUAUCUGAAACUUACGAUGGAAGGACAUUAGAACAGGCUAAAAUUGAUGGGAAACAGCAUGCCACUGAAGAAGGUUCCUCUUCUCAAAAACAAAAUAUUAUGAAUGGCAACAGCAUGAUCUUCAGGGCCAAAGAUCCUUCUGACCAACCAUCUGAAUUUCCAGCUAUAAGGCCAGGUAUUGCCGCAGACCUCAAAUUUGGGGGAUGUGGUUCCCACCCGAAUCUACCAUGGGUUUCCACAACGGGUCCUGGCCCAAAUGGUAGGACAAUUUCUGGUGUAACUAUCAGAUACAGCGCAACCCAAAUUAAGAUUGUUUGUGCUUGCCAUGGGUCUCACAUGUCCCCUGAAGAGUUUGUUCAGCACGCUGGUGAAGCACAAACAAAUCCAGAUAAUGGCACCGGUUUGGUGUCAUUUCCAAGCAGCAAUCCUUCUGCCUCAACUCAAAGCUAAUGCAUUAGUUUUAUGAACCAGGCUAAUAAAUAUUAACAUCUGAUGUGAUGAAGAAGUCCUUCUUAUGGUUUUGUAUACCACAUGUUGGGUUUCUCCUCGAAUGUCUCACUCAACAGGAUUAGAUGUUUAAUUUCCCUUCUGUCAGUUCCCUUUCCUGCUGCAAUUGAAAAAGCAGUUGUAUGUAAUAACCUUACAGCAAUCAUUCCUUUGUCAAUUAUAUAUAUUAAGCUUCAUAUCUUUUCAAUAGUAGCUCUCUAAGACAUGUCUCUCCUUUAUUAUUUUUAUUUUAUACAGUAUAGAGCUACUUUCAAACUCCGUCAUUGUAAGAAGGUGGUUAAAUGGAAAUAUGAAUUUGUGCGUGGUGGGUAAGAAUUAAUGCA